AUGCGAGCGUUGGAGGUGUUGCGCUCCCUGCGGCCUGGCAGCGACCCGAGCCAUGCCGCCAGCCGCUUCCUCCAGGGCCUGGAUGCGAUGCAGGCAAAGUCAACUGAGACUAGCCUUUGGGUGGGCGCCUUCCGCUUCUGCGACGUCUGCGCUUUGACGCAGCGCCUCGCGCGCCACCGCCCGGCAGCGCAGCCGGAGGUCUUUCGGGAGGCGGAGUUUGCGACGGGAGACAUGGCCGUCGUCGUCAUGCCUUGA
Molecule: messenger RNA, 255 nt
Organism: Effrenium voratum
Lineage: Eukaryota; Dinophyceae; Suessiales; Symbiodiniaceae
Source: the annotation of a GenBank genome assembly